AUGGGCCCGGCGCUGUUGGAUAAGAUCCUCGGCGGCCCAGGGUCUCCAAAAGGGAUUGGUACGAAAAUUUGGGGUCUGAUAUAUGGUGUAGAUAAUUCAGAGGUUCGUCUGGCUCGGGAUCUCCCGACACAGAUUAGUAUUGAAGACUCGUAUGGGUGCUUGAACACCUUCGAAGAAGUGCGACGAGAGCUGAUUUCCCUGACGGCCAGCCUGAUACGUCGAAUGCGGGUGGAUCUCACUGAGAAGGACCGCGAUGUCGAUUCAGUAAAGGGCUGGGGAUCAAAUGGUUCGUCUAAUAUGCGAUGGAUUGCUCGUCCAAGGACUCUUCGUUUGUCAACACGACCUCGACCGCCUUCUACCCAAAACGAGGCGCAGUCUCAAAGUUUUAACCGAAUCUCACGCUCAGCACCGCUCCCCCACCUGCCAAAUCGUUUCAUUCGCCAAGACCGCUGCGCCCCAGCCAAGCGCUUCGCUGUGGCGGCUCUAGUUGACCGAUUGCUCGCUGCCUGGAGGUGCUUCCCUCUCCCUGUCGUUCCUCGGUCGCAGGAGCCAAAUGCCAUCCUACGUGUUUCGACUCUAGAUCACCCGAAGAUUCAUACACCCUCGCACCAAGUUGACCACCUUUCCCAUUUCGAUAUCACAUUCAAUCUCCGCGAUAAAAGCCAACGAAUAAAGCUAGAACUAGAACCAAACCAUGAUAUUCUUGCCGAGGAUGCAUAUGUGCAGUACUUAGACCGAUAUGGAAACAUACAACGCGAAGAGCCAAUUGAGCGACACGAGCAUAAGGUCUUCAAAGGCCGUGCUUCGGUUGGGAGAGGAAAGGGGAUGUGGGAUCCAGUGGGAUGGGCCCGCAUAUACUUGAAAAACGAUGGAUCACAACCUCUUUUUGAGGGGGUAUUCAGCAUCCACGAUGAUAAACACCAUGUCGAGCUAAAAUCGACCUACCUGGAAAACAAACGAGAGCAAGAUGUGGACAUCCCAGACCGGAAAGGUGAUUAUAUGGUGUUUUAUCGUGAUUCAGAUAUGAUCCGGCAAUUCCAUACAGACCUGAAGCGUUCAGUCCCCGUUUCCUCGUCAUGCCAAGCCGACAAGCUUAGGUUUAACUCCGACCCAAGUCACCCGAUUCUUCAGGUCGACGAGGAUAUGAAUGAAUGGGGUGCCAUGUCCUUAAAUUCCCUAUUCGGACUGAGCAAACGGCAAUCUGAUACUGGGGGUGUCUCGGGAAACAGUGGUGGCGUGAGCUUGAAGUCGACGAUUGGUGAUAAAUCCGGUUGCCCAAACACGAAAAAAGUCGCAUUAAUCGGUAUCGCUACGGACUGUGGGUUCACAGGCUCGUUCGACGAUAAAGAAGCAGCCAAAAAGUGGAUCAUAAACACCGUCAACAGCGCAUCCAAUGUCUACGAAAAAUCUUUUAAUAUUUCUAUCGGGUUACGCAACCUGACCAUCACUGAAAAGGAAUGUCCCGAUACGCCUCCCGCGUCAGCAGAGUGGAACAUGCCUUGCUCCACGGGAAAUAUCUCUUCCCGACUGGACAAGUUUUCCUCGUGGCGUGGGCAGCAAAAAGAUACUAAUGCUUACUGGACCUUGAUGAGCAACUGCCCCACAGGCAGUGAGGUUGGAUUAGCAUGGCUUGGACAGCUCUGUAAUGCGGAAGUUGUGAAGGAUACUACUAAUGCGGUCAGCGGUACCAACGUUGUGGUCCGCACUUCAGGCGGUGGAUGGCAGAUCUUUGCUCACGAAUCCGGUCACACUUUUGGAGCGGUUCAUGAUUGUGAUACCCAGACUUGUGGACAGAACCUUGAGGCGUCAUCGCAGUGCUGCCCUUUGACAUCGUCCUCCUGUGAUGCAAGGGGGCAGUAUAUCAUGAACCCCACCACUGGCACGGAUAUCACAGAAUUCUCCCAAUGUACAAUCGGGAACAUCUGCUCAGCCUUGGGUCGCAACAGCGUCAAGUCCAGCUGUCUUUCUGACAAUCGGGGGGUGACCACCUACACCGGCCAUCAGUGCGGAAAUGGUAUUGUGGAGUCAGGCGAAGACUGCGACUGUGGCGGGGAAGAGUCCUGCGGGAACAACAGCUGCUGUGAUGCCAAGACAUGCAAGUUCAAGAGCGGCGCAGUAUGUGACGAUGCCAAUGACAGCUGCUGUUCGAAGUGCCAAUUCUCCCCUUCCGGAACCGUGUGUCGGGCCAGCCGUGGCGAAUGCGACCAGGAAGAGACGUGCAGUGGCACUUCGAGUACCUGCCCUUCUGACGUCUUCAAGAAAGAUGGAACAAAGUGUGGCAAUUCCUCGUCUGGCUUAACGUGUGCCAGUGGACAGUGCACUAGUCGGGAUUACCAAUGCCGGUCCGUCAUGGGCAGCCUGUUGCAUAGCAACGAGACAUAUGCUUGUUCUGCAUGGAGCUCAUCUUGUGAGCUGGUCUGCUCUUCUAAUACAUUUGGUCAAUGUUACGGUGUCAACCAGAACUUCUUGGAUGGUACCCCUUGUGGAAGUGGUGGGCAUUGCAAGAACGGAAAAUGCGACGGUUCCAGUAUCAAAGGCUGGAUUGAUGAGCACAAGAACCUGGUGAUUGGCGUCGCGUGCGGUGUGGGGGGCCUACUUGUGUUGUCGAUUUUAUGGUGCUUGAUCAACCGCUGUCGCCGGGCACGGCCGGGUCCAAAGCCGAUGCCGCCACCUGCUGGCGCUUAUGGACCCUGGGCUCGUCCAAUGCAACAGCCGAUCCCGAUGAAUCAGUGGUCCAACGGGCCACCGCGAGGAUAUCAAGGACUUGGGGACCCUCCUCCACCACCAUAUCCUCCACCAUCGUAUGGUAACGCACCUCGAUAUGCCUAA
This is a messenger RNA of Aspergillus alliaceus, 2829 nucleotides long. RefSeq names its product Metallo-peptidase family M12-domain-containing protein. The coding region runs from base 1 to 2829 and encodes 942 amino acids. NCBI's taxonomy places the organism in Eukaryota, Fungi, Ascomycota, Eurotiomycetes, Eurotiales, Aspergillaceae. The transcript is spliced from 4 exons. Gene Ontology annotation, molecular function: damaged DNA binding; metalloendopeptidase activity. Gene Ontology annotation, biological process: DNA repair; proteolysis. The record is from RefSeq and is a predicted model, not a curated record.